Molecule: messenger RNA, 2473 nt
Organism: Rubroshorea leprosula
Lineage: Eukaryota; Viridiplantae; Streptophyta; Magnoliopsida; Malvales; Dipterocarpaceae
Source: the annotation of a GenBank genome assembly
CUUUAGAAACACAACACCACCUCUCCUCUAUCACCAUCCUCUUCGCCACUCCUACUACCACCACCAGAACCACCACCACCAGAACCACCACCAAUUACCAAACCAUGGAACCCAGAACCUCUCUUCGCUUUUUCUUCCUCUUCCUAGCCAUAGCCUUCCUCUUUCUUUUCACCUGGACCCAUCUUCCCUCGACUCCCCCACCCGAUGUCACCGCCCUCCUAGACUGUGCCACCAACUCCCCAUCUCCCUGGUGCAUCCGUCUUCAAUCCAAUAAACCACUACGCGUCUCCGAUACCCCCAAUCACCCUCUCGACCCUCUCACCGUCAAAGAAAUCAACACGGUCCGGUCCAUCCUCUCCUCUCACGCCCUCUUCAACUCCGCCAAAUCUUACGCCUUCCACUCCAUCGUUCUGGAAGAGCCCGACAAACAACAAGUCCUCCGGUGGACAAAGGGCGACCCUCUUCUACCCAGACUUGCCUCUAUUGUCGCUCGUGUCGAUGGACACUCAUACCUCCUCACUGUCAAUCUGGAAACCACUCAAGUCACGGUUCACGACACCGUUCCUCUCGCCGGUUAUCCCACCAUGACGGUGGAGGACAUGACUUCCUCCAUCUGGGCUCCUCUGUCCAACGCCCAGUUCAAUCGUACCAUCACCGAUCGUGGCGUUGAUUUGGCUGACUUGGCAUGCUUGCCGAUUUCGUUGGGAUGGUUUGGGAAGAAAGAGGAGAGCAGGAGAUUAAUUAAGGUACAGUGCUACUCCAUGAAAGACACUGCAAACUUCUACAUGAGGCCAAUCGAAGGUUUGACCGUCAUCCUCGACAUGGACACCAAAGAGGUGGUGGAAAUUUCGGACCAUGGUCGGAAUAUCCCCAUCCCCAAAGCAGACAACACCGACUACAGGUACUCGGCGCAGCAGCUCCGGCAGCAGCAACUGAACUUGGUAAACCCAAUAUCCAUUGAACAGCCGAAAGGUCCAAGCUUUGUGGUUGAAGAUGAGCACAUGGUAAAGUGGGCGAACUGGGAAUUCCACCUGAAGGCAGACCCGAGAGCAGGGGUGAUCAUUUCUCAAGCGAGGGUGAGGGAUUCAGAUACAGGGGAGAUGAGGAACGUCAUGUACAAAGGGUUCACGUCGGAGCUGUUUGUGCCUUACAUGGACCCAACUGACGCCUGGUAUUUCAAGACGUACAUGGAUGCCGGUGAGUACGGGUUUGGAUUGCAGGCUAUGCCGCUUGACCCGCUUAACGAUUGCCCCAGGAAUGCGUACUAUAUGGACGGCGUGUUUCCGGCAGCCGAUGGCAAACCUUACGUCCGCUCCAACAUGAUUUGUGUGUAUGAGAGUUAUUCCGGUGAUAUUGGGUGGAGGCAUUCUGAGAGUCCGAUCACCGGCAUGGAGAUUAGGGAGGUGAGGCCGAAGGUGACGUUAGUGGUGAGAAUGGCUGCAUCGGUGGCUAACUAUGACUACAUUGUUGAUUGGGAGUUUCAGACAGAUGGGCUAAUUAGAGUUAAGGUUGGACUUAGCGGCAUUUUGAUGGUGAAAGGGAGUGAGUAUGACCAUAUGAGACAGGUGCCUAAGCACGAAAAUCUCUACGGCACGCUUCUAUCUGAAAAUGUGAUCGGAGUCAUCCACGACCAUUACGUUACCUUCUACCUUGACAUGGACAUAGACGGCUCUGAUAAUUCCUUUGUCAAAGUUGAUAUCAAGAAGCAGGAAACCUCUCCUGGGGAAUCACCUAGAAGAAGCUACCUCAAAGCUGUUAGAAAUGUGGCCAAGACUGAGAAAGAUGCACGGAUUCAGCUAAAGCUCUACGAUCCCUCUGAGUUCCAUGUUGUCAACCCUGCCAAAAAGACACGGGUCGGAAAUCCUGUAGGGUACAAAGUGGUUCCGGCUGCCACUGCUGCUAGCUUGCUUGACCAUGAUGAUCCACCACAGAAGAGAGGUGCAUUCACCAACAACCAGAUAUGGGUUACACCAUACAACCAGAGCGAGCAGUGGGCUGGAGGCUUGUUUGUGUACCAGAGCCAGGGUGAUGACACUCUUGCUGUGUGGUCCGAAAGAGAUCGACCAAUCGAGAACAAAGACAUUGUAGUGUGGUAUACACUAGGCUUCCACCACAUCCCAUGUCAAGAGGAUUUUCCCAUCAUGCCGACUGUGUCCUCAAGUUUUGAUCUGAAGCCAGUUAAUUUCUUUGAGAGCAACCCCAUCCUUCGAGUUCCACCUAAUCUUGAGAAGGAUCUGCCAGUUUGCAAGGCAGCUGUUUCUGCAUGAAACACUCAUUCUGCGCUUCCUUCAGAAUCUUCAAGGAUCAUUACCCAUGUUACAACUGUCAAGAACAAGAACAGAGAUGAAAGCUAGCACCUCUCACUGUAUAUGUGUGCUAUAAGCAAAUGUAAGCUUGAAUAUGGUGCAAAUCCAUUUGGCUAUAAUUGGUCUGUAUGAUAAUCAGUCAAAUGAAAUAAACAAUUGAAACAUUU